AUUCCGUACUAUUUUGCUCACUGCGUCAAUCAUUCCUGACACCCCUUUGCCUCUAGCCUUUCCACCUCCUUGAACCUAGAGCAGAAGUGACCCUGGUGUCGUUUUCUCAGCCCUUUUUUAAGUAUUGUUUUGGUUCACUUUCUGUUAGCGUGCAAAAUUUGUUAGAAUCAUAGCGCCAUGACGUUUCACAGGAACUUUCGCUCCUCGCCUUGGCUUCGUCCAUGUUGCGUCGUCGGCUGCUUGUGGGUGCUAGUGGCUUGGAUUCCGGUCAUUCAAGCUUCUCCCAUUGACCCCGCUGGAUCUGGGACCGGUGGAUUUGCGGAGGAAGUUAAGAAAGCAUCCAGUGCAAUAAAGAGUUCCGUCCAAAAUCUGGCCGGCUACGGAACCCUGGCUGGACAACAAGGCUUUCUCGCUCGCGUACUCAUCAGCAGGGAAGAGGCGAAACUGCUAUAUAAGACUGUAGAGCAGACUGUGCAUUUUGAAGAUCUUCUACUAAUUGUGCUGAUCGGUUGGACGACGGUUCCGGUCUUGAAGAUUCCGUACGAAAAACUUAUGAUGCAACGUCCUUUUGGGGACACGGCUUUGUUCGUCUUGGCUGAUCAUUUACAGCAGAUUGCCAAGAUUGCAACGUUGGUGUAUCUCACUGACAUUUUGCAGCUUUACUGUGUUGGUCUCGGGUUUGACUUUUGUAAAAUGGGUAACGUCCCACAUGCAUUCGCACAAGCGGCCUACACCGUGUGGGGCGCACAGCGCCUUGCUGCCAUCAAAAAGUAUCUGCUCCGACGUUACGUUUCACACCAUCCGGAAACGUACGGCCGCAUGCAAAUUUUCAACCGUCUUUUGGAUGCCGCCAUCUACGCCGCCGGCAUUCUUGCAACACUCAACUUAUUCAAGGUUGAAAUGGGUGUCGCUAUGCAUUCCUUCCUGGCCUUUGGAAGUGUUGGUACAUUGGCGGUAGGUCUGGCUAGUCAGGGUAUCACUACACAGAUUUUGAAUGGUCUCAUGUUGGCAUCAUCUGAUCGAAUUUACGAAGGCGACAGUGUCAAGUUUGGCAACGGACAGUCGGGAACUAUUGUGAAACUGGGGUGGUUGGAGACAGUACUGCGCGGAUCGGAUGAAGUUAUGGUUAGCAUUCCAAAUACUGAUCUUCUCAAACAACAAGUAAGCAAUCUUUCGCGCAUACGCUAUUGUCAAGUCAAGCAAACCCUCAAGAUUAAGUACAAAGACGCCGAGAAAGUCCCAGGACUUUUAGACAUGAUCAAGCAAGAGAUUCGUGCAGCAUGUCCAUUUUUGAUUACGGAUGGCACGCGUCCUUUUCGCGCUUACUGGACUGAUUUUACUCCAGAGUCAGCUUUGGAAAUUAUGGUGGACGCGCAUUUCUAUCUCAAACCGAUUGGGGAUGAGUACUUUAGCAAUCGAAUGCAAGUGCUGCAGGCUAUUGAUCGUGCCGUGAGAAACCAGGGCGUGACACUGGUGGAGAUCUAGAACCCUCAAAUCAUUAAAGAGUAU
Messenger RNA from Phaeodactylum tricornutum CCAP 1055/1, 1509 nucleotides. RefSeq lists its product with no specific name. Gene Ontology annotation, cellular component: membrane. The transcript has a single exon. Gene Ontology annotation, biological process: transmembrane transport. NCBI's taxonomy places the organism in Eukaryota, Bacillariophyta, Bacillariophyceae, Surirellales, Neidiaceae. The coding region runs from base 178 to 1485 and encodes 435 amino acids. The record is from RefSeq and is a predicted model, not a curated record.